Molecule: messenger RNA, 1134 nt
Organism: Postia placenta MAD-698-R-SB12
Lineage: Eukaryota; Fungi; Basidiomycota; Agaricomycetes; Polyporales; Adustoporiaceae
Exons: 8
Coding region: 1-1134 (377 amino acids)
Molecular function (GO): protein binding
Source: RefSeq, a predicted model, not a curated record
AUGUCUCCCCUCGACACCGUCUUCCCCGCUGACUCUGUCGAGUUCUGUCCCCAUCCCUCCUUCGCCGACAUCUUUGCCUGCGGAACCUAUCAGCUAGAGCAGCCCGACUCGCUACCGCCUUCCCCAGACGAAUUGGAUGAAGAUGUCGCGCACCCCGUAGUGCCACGGAAACAGCAGCGCAAGGGCGAAUGUCUCCUUCUCCGCGCGCAGACAUCGGACGACGGAGAGCAACUUUCGCUAUUGCACAAGACUUCGCUUCCGGCAAUACUCGAUAUGAAAUGGUGCCAUCUAGCGUCGUCCAUUGACCCCACACUGGCCAUAGCUGAUUCAGAGGGGAGCAUAACAUUGCACUCCCUUCGAGAUGACGAGUUAACCUUGGAGCGUGUUUCUUCCGUCGCCUGUGCCCCGAAAGACGUCCUAUGUCUGUCCCUUGACUGGUCCAACCGUCGCUCCCAAACCACCUCUUUGGGAUCCCUCAUAGUCUCUCUCUCCGACGGUCGCCUUGCCCUUCUGCAGGACGACGGUGGUACUGGCUUGACUGUUACCAACUCUUGGUCCGCGCAUGAAUACGAGCCGUGGAUUGCUGCUUGGAACUACUGGGACACGAACGUCGUCUACUCCGGAGGAGACGACCUCAAGAUGAAAGCCUGGGACAUCCGUUCAGAUGCUUCACAACCUAUCUUCACAAAUAAACGUUUCGAUGCCGGGGUGACAACCAUUCAAAGCAACCCUCACAUUGAGCAUAUUAUUGCUGUCGGCAGCUACGACAACACCGUCCGGCUCUUCGAUGCCCGCAAGCCCCUUACUCCGCUGACCCAAGCGGAAGUCGGCGGUGGUGCCUGGCGUGUCAAAUGGCACCCCUCGCCUACGCGCCAGAACGACCUUCUUGUUGCGUGCAUGCACGACGGGUUCAAAGUUGUCCGCUUCAACUUCAACGGUACCGGCAAUGUGGAUCUCGCAGCAUACAAUGGGGCGCACCCACAACAAUGGGAGAUAACGGCGCGCUUCGACGAGCACGAGUCGCUUGCAUACGGCGUAGACUGGAGCUAUGCAGGGGAGGGUGGUGCAGAGGAUGACACGCUCAUUGCGAGCUGUUCGUUCUAUGAUCAUGCAUUGCAGCUCUGGCGGGGAUGA